Penicillium taxi is the source of this 894-nucleotide messenger RNA. RefSeq names its product mitochondrial 54S ribosomal protein uL1m. The transcript is spliced from 3 exons. NCBI's taxonomy places the organism in Eukaryota, Fungi, Ascomycota, Eurotiomycetes, Eurotiales, Aspergillaceae. The record is from RefSeq and is a predicted model, not a curated record. The coding region runs from base 1 to 894 and encodes 297 amino acids.
AUGUCGUCCUAUGGUACAUUGAUGCCUACCGCAGCACGCGGCUUUAUCUCAUCAUGUCGUCCAACUAUCCGGGAGUACCCAAUUGUUCCCGUUUUUUCGGUAAUUCAGCAGGUCCGAGGUCUCAAGAACAAGGGCAAGGGCAAGAGUCAACCAAAACCGGAUCGGAGAGGGCCUAAGGAAUUCCAACAGAAGAACUUGAAGGACAUGGAGCAAUUUGCUCUCUGUGAUGCAAUGCGGUAUCUCCGAGCAUUCGAGGUUGGCCGUGAACUCACCGCGGUGAAAUAUGAAUUGCACGUUCGAAUGCGAACAAGAAAAGACGGCCCUGUUAUUCGGAACAUGAUUCGAUUCCCGCACGCCGUUCAAACAGAAUCUCGUAUCUGUGUCAUCUGUCCCCCCGGGUCGAAGCAGGCAAAGGAAGCAAUUGAGGCAGGAGCAGUUCUCGUUGGUGAAGACGAGGUAUUUGAAGCUGUCAAGGCUGGCCAAAUCGACUUCGACCGAUGUCUUGCUCAUCCGGAUAGUUUGCCGGCAUUGAACAAAGCUGCAUUAGGUCGUAUCCUCGGUCCCCGUGGUCUGAUGCCAAGUGCUAAGACUGGUACUGUCGUGGAAGAUGUUGCUGCGCGUGUGGAAAUGCUUCGCGGAGGUACCGUUUACCGAGAGCGUGAUGCUGUCAUCCGCCUCCCGAUCGGACAGUUGGGAUUCUCUCCGGAGCAGUUGCGUGACAACUUGCGCACAACCAUUGAGCAGAUCAAGAAAGAUGCUUCAGGUCUCAAUGACCGCAUCAAUAAAGAGGUCUAUGAAGUUGUCUUGAGCUCGAGUCACGGCCCUGGCUUCAGCUUGAACGGAGAGUUCAAGACCGAUGACUCCCCUGAGACUGCUUUCUUGACCGGUUUGUAA